This is a messenger RNA of Dermacentor andersoni, 474 nucleotides long. The record is from RefSeq and is a predicted model, not a curated record. NCBI's taxonomy places the organism in Eukaryota, Metazoa, Arthropoda, Arachnida, Ixodida, Ixodidae.
AUGAGUUUAGCCCUGCAGCGCGCCGACUCCGGCGACCGCUGCCUCCGGAGCCUCCCUCGCGCGGUGCUGACGGCGGUGGCGUUGUGCGUGACAGCAGCAUCGGCGAGUGAAUCGUGGGUACCUGUAGAGGCCAACGGCUGCCAAGGCCCUUGCUGGAGGCCCUCCGGACUGUUCCCAGACCCGGCCGACUGCUGCGGCUUCUUUAGUUGUGCGUCGUGCCGCGCCUACCGACUGCGCUGCGCACCGGGCACCGUGUUUGACCGGCGCUUGGGGCUCUGCAACCACCCUCACGAUGCACCCGUCUGCCUGGCACCCAACCCAGGGUGCUACCUGUACUACAUAAGCUCGUCACUCAGUGGGAAAAAAUGAAACUGCAGCGGCCAGCAGCAACGAUAUAAAGAACAGCAACAACUCACAAAGCUAAGGAGCUGCCUUCGUGAUCCUCGAAGAAAGUGGCGGACCCGACGAGCGCAG